This is a messenger RNA of Microtus oregoni (creeping vole), 673 nucleotides long. RefSeq names its product zinc finger protein 431-like. Gene Ontology annotation, biological process: regulation of DNA-templated transcription. The transcript is spliced from 4 exons. Lineage: Eukaryota; Metazoa; Chordata; Mammalia; Rodentia; Cricetidae. The record is from RefSeq and is a predicted model, not a curated record. The coding region runs from base 98 to 673 and encodes 191 amino acids.
CAGAGGAGCUGGCGCCAUUUGUUUUCUGUGUUCCGGUGAAGUUACUGCUGCAGGAAGUUGAUAAACUGAGAGCUUUGGCGAGCUGAGAAACCACAACAUGGAGACAGUGACCUAUGAUGAUGUGCAUAUCAACUUCACCCGGGAAGAGUGGAAUUUGCUCAAUCCUUCCCAGAAGAAUCUCUAUAAAGAUGUAAUGCUGGAAACCUACAAGAACCUCAUUUCUAUAGGAUACAUUGGGGAAGACCAUUACACUGAAGAACAUUGGCAAUGUUCUAGAAGACAUGCAAGUCAUAAAAGAACACAUACGGGAGAGAAAGACUAUGAAUGCAAUCAGGGUGGUAAGGCCUAUGCAUGUCAAACUGAUUUUCAAAAGCAUAAGAGAACAGAUACUGGAGAGAAACCCUAUGAAUGCAAUCAGUGUGGUAAGGCCUAUGCAUGUCAAACUGAUCUUCAAAAGCAGAAGAAAACACAUGCAGGAGAGAAACCCUAUGAAUGUAAUCAGUGUGGUAAGGCCUUUGCUGAAAAUGGUACUCUUCACAAGCAUAAAAGAACACAUACUGGAGAGAAACCCUAUGAAUGUAAUCAGUGUGGUAAGGCCUUUGCAGAUCAGAGUAAUCUUCAAAAGCAUAAAAGAAUACAUAGUGGAGAGAAACCCUAUGAAUGUAAUCAGUGA